CACAUAAAAUCUACUCAUCUUUAACCCUUUAAAAAAUGAAGAACAUGAAAAGGUAUAUUCCAAAGAAUUCGCCCCUAAAAGAACUAUUGUGUUGUUUGUUUGUAACAAUAAUACAAAUUUUGUAUUCAUUCCAACCUUGUUUGAUUCUCUCUCUCUUUCUCUAAUCGAAUUGAUUCUAUCCAAAUUUUAAAACUUGUUCCUUCCUUUAACAUCACUGUAUGAAUAUGAAUAUGAAUAUAAACACUUCUGCUGCAUCAUGUUCUUCAUACCCUUCUUCGAUCAUCCCUCUUAAAUUUCAACGUUUUUCACCAUUCCGAGCAAAACCCAUUACUCUUUCUUGUACAAAAGCACGGUUAUGUUUUUCUCAAAGGUCAAAAGCUUUGAAGGGUAGAAAAAGUUUUGUGCUUGAAGCUAAAAACAUGGCUAUAACAGAGGUUGAUUCUCAUAUAGAAGAAGAUAAGGAAGAGGGUACUUCUUCAUCUUCUUCUUUGGUUGAUUCUGAAAAUCACAGGAAUUCAAGGCCACGUCGAAUUGUUCUCUUUGUUGAACCUUCUCCAUUUGCAUAUGUCUCCGGAUACAAAAACCGGUUUCAGAAUUUUAUCAAAUGCCUUCGUGAAAUGGGAGAUGAGGUGAUGGUUGUGACAACCCAUAAAGGAGUGCCCCAAGAAUUUUAUGGAGCCAAAUUAAUAGGAUCUUGGAGCUUUCCUUGCCCUUUGUAUCAGAACGUACCUCUCUCAUUAGCACUUAGUCCAAGAAUAAUUUCGGAGGUUGCUCGGUUCAAGCCCGACAUAAUACAUGCAUCAUCACCAGGCAUAAUGGUUUUUGGUGCUCUUAUCAUUGCAAAACUUUUGUGUGUUCCAAUUGUCAUGUCUUAUCAUACCCAUGUUCCAGUGUACAUUCCAAGAUAUACUUUUAGUUGGCUGGUCAAACCAAUGUGGUUGGUCAUAAAAUUUCUUCACAGAGCGGCUGACCUGACUCUAGUGCCAUCUGUUGCUAUUGGGAGGGAUCUUCAAGCAGCUCGAGUAACAGCAGCUAACAAGAUUCGUCUCUGGAACAAGGGUGUUGAUUCUGAAAGUUUUCAUCCUCGAUAUCGUUCGCAUGAAAUGCGAUUAAGAUUAAGCAACGGUGAACCUGAGAAACCCUUGAUAGUUCAUGUCGGAAGGCUAGGAGUUGAAAAGAGUUUAGAUUUUCUCAAAAGGCUCAUGGAUAAGCUUCCUGAAGCUCGAAUUGCUUUCAUCGGAGAUGGACCAUACAGGGUUGAGCUGGAGAAAAUGUUUGAAAGCAUGCCCGCAGUCUUCACCGGAAUGUUAGGAGGGGAAGAUCUCUCUCAAGCAUAUGCUAGCGGAGACGUAUUUGUCAUGCCCUCGGAGUCAGAGACACUCGGACUAGUUGUUUUGGAGGCCAUGUCUUCGGGUAUCCCUGUGGUGGGAGCACGCGCCGGAGGCAUUCCAGAUAUAAUCCCUGCGGAUCAAGAAGGUAUAACCGGCUAUCUUUACAAUCCAGGCGAUCUUGAAGACUGCUUGAGUAAGUUGAAACCACUUUUGCUGAACAAAGAGUUGAGAGAAACCAUGGGAAAAGCUGCGCGUGGUGAGAUGGAGAAAUAUGAUUGGAAGGCGGCCACGCGAAAGGUUCGCAACGAACAAUACAAUGCUGCCAUUUGGUUCUGGCGCAAGAAAAGAGCUACACUAUUGAGACCUUUACAAUGGAUGGCCAAACGUGUUUUCCCAUCACCACAAGUUAACUAUAGAUAAUGCAAAAGAAACCUUCCAAGCUUAGGAUUGUUUCUUGCUUGGUUUGGAUUCAUACAUGACUUGUAUUCUUUGGGAUGAAUAUGUAGUUAGUUGAUUGAGUGUAAUGCAUUCAUUUUUCUGAAUAUAAUGUAGCUUACAAUAUGGUGUGAUGUAAAGUGGAUAAAUAUUAAAGUUUUAAAAAACACUUCGCAUCCCUA
This is a messenger RNA of Cicer arietinum (chickpea), 1948 nucleotides long. Its product is annotated as sulfoquinovosyl transferase SQD2-like. Lineage: Eukaryota; Viridiplantae; Streptophyta; Magnoliopsida; Fabales; Fabaceae. The record is from RefSeq and is a predicted model, not a curated record. Gene Ontology annotation, biological process: sulfolipid biosynthetic process; glycolipid biosynthetic process. Gene Ontology annotation, molecular function: UDP-sulfoquinovose:DAG sulfoquinovosyltransferase activity. Gene Ontology annotation, cellular component: chloroplast envelope.